CACGUACUCGGCACGUUUUAAUUUGGAAGCAUUAAAAGUAAUAAAAUAAACUCAUAUUUUCAUCGAAUUAAUACUUUUUUGUCUCGAAUUGACUUCAUACAUUCCGCUAAUUCCUAUAAAAGUACAUAACUUUCUUGUCGAAUUAUUUCUCAAAACGUGAUCAAGCAAAAACUCCAAAAAUGAAGAGCUGGAGCGACGAAAUGAAUGAAAUGCUCGCUGAAUUUGAUAACCAAGCAAAAUAUUCUCUGGCCAAUAUCAAAAUUGCACUCAAACGAAAUGGCCUAUCGUUGAAUGCCGAAUUCAAGCAAUAUUUCCUGAAGGCUUCUAAUAAAAGAAUCGAAGAAACGUAUGACCAGUUCGAAAUGAAUUCGAUGUUCGAAGAUCAAGCCAACGAUGGUAUGGAUGCGACCACGUCUACAACCGAUCAAUCCCUGUUGGUUCCACUUCAUUCCAAUGGAAUUAACGACAGUGACCAUGACGGUGACCAUAACGAUGAUAUCGAUGAUGACCAUGGCAUUAAAUACGUUGACGACGUUGGAUUUGUUUUGCCACCGGAUCCAGAGGAAACCGCCCACGAUGAAGAAGAUGAGGGAGCUGCUGUAAUGCCAUCAGUAUCGGAACCUACCCGUCAAAAAGAUCAUGACAUACCACCAGUAGUUGAAAUUCAUGACGAUGGAAGCUACACGGAAUUGGGUCGCGCAAUGAAAGUCGAAGGAAUGGAUGUCGACGAUCACAUUCCGUUGAUGGUUGUCGAAGUGAAUGCAUUGAAUGGGCGCACAUCCACUGUUACAUCCACUGUUACAUCCACUGUAACAUCCACGGUCACACCAAACAAUGCAUUAAACGUCAUGGAUGGUGCCAAAGGUAAAAAAAAGCGAGGAAGAGGAAUUGGAGAGUCAAAACGAAAUGCUGCAUCGGGCUCAAAAGUAACUCGAAACAAAAAAACAAGUUCGUCAACUCAACUGAAUUUAAGAAAACGAUUCAAAUGCCAACAUUGCCAAUAUUCGUGCAAUAGCCAAUUGGUACUUAAACAUCACAUGCAUACUCACACCGAUUAGAAUCGAAUGGAUGACGAUUGAAGUGAUGUGAACAAUGGUCGACAAUGCCAGAUCUAAAGCAUGGGCUCAUUGCUAUGUCUAUUUUAUUUUUAAUCGAAUUUUAAGUCACUUUAAUUCGCAUCCAUUUGAUUUCACUGACUC
Molecule: messenger RNA, 1199 nt
Organism: Contarinia nasturtii (swede midge)
Lineage: Eukaryota; Metazoa; Arthropoda; Insecta; Diptera; Cecidomyiidae
Exons: 3
Coding region: 180-1058 (292 amino acids)
Source: RefSeq, a predicted model, not a curated record